UCAAAAAGAGAAAGAGAAAAGCCUCCAUAUGCUAUUAACAAACAUCAACAAAAAACAAAAACAAUUGGUUCCAAAAGUUUUGACUCUCUUAAAUAAAAUCUAUAAAACAUUUCCCGUCAUAUGGUUCAGUAAACAAGUCAAAUAUUUAAUUUUAUUUUUCGAACGGCUUUCUCAGUUUAAUAGUCAAAAAAAAUUCCUUAAAUUCUCAUUUUCAAAGUCAAUAAAAAAUUAAUUAUUAACACAAAAAAUGGCACUUGUCCGUACAUAUUCAGCACUAGACUUGCCCAGUGUUGGUCCUUAUAGUUUAACUCGAACUUAUUCUGUGCCAUCACUUACAAGGUACAAUCACUCCUACAUGCCUAUUAUUAAUAAUAUCAAAAAAAUUUUUCUAGUUACACCCCAGUUUCAUAUUAUUAUCCUUACUAUAGUUGGCGUUAUUGGUACCCUUAUCGUUACCGUGACUAUUGGCAGUCUGAUUAUUAUUGGUAUGAUCGUUAUUCAUAUUAUUCAACUUAUACUCCACUCUACUAUCGAAGCCUAUUUCCGUAUAGACGUUAUUACUACAGUGACUACAUCUCAAAUCCUUAUUACUGGUAUUAUCCCUACAAUUAUUGGAGCCGUUACAAAAGCUAUCUCUAUGAUUAUGAUUGGCCAUACUAUUACAGACGUUGGUAUGGAUCUUCCUAUUAUUUUUGAACAAGAAAACAGAAGAAGGAUGUACAAAAGUCCAGAAAAUUCAGAAAAAAUACAGAAAAAUUAUUUUUUGUACUACUAG
This is a messenger RNA of Meloidogyne enterolobii, 775 nucleotides long. Lineage: Eukaryota; Metazoa; Nematoda; Chromadorea; Rhabditida; Meloidogynidae. The record is from the annotation of a GenBank genome assembly.